Messenger RNA from Macrosiphum euphorbiae (potato aphid), 357 nucleotides. The record is from the annotation of a GenBank genome assembly. NCBI's taxonomy places the organism in Eukaryota, Metazoa, Arthropoda, Insecta, Hemiptera, Aphididae.
AUGGCCUUAAGUGAAAAUGAAUCGACAAUUGAAUCAACACUUCCAUGGAUUGAAUAUAAUGAUCACUUCAAAAUAAUUAAAUUGUUAAAAGAUCAACUAACAUAUCAAACAUAUGAGGUGAAAUGCAAACAUUGUGUAACUACUAAAUCAAGAACCGCCGAUACUAGAUCCAAAACCAAUUUACGAAAUCAUCUAAAGAAUAAACACUAUAAUAUCCACUCUGUGAAAAAAUUGCUUAGCUUGAAAAGAAGUGAUAUUGGUUUUAAUGAAGGACUGCGGGAUUCUGCUGAUUUAAAUAAUUCUAAAACAUCAAAGGCUGCAAUAUGUAAUCAACCUUCCCUGUUUGAAUUAUCAUAG